AUGGCUUCAACACCUAUGGACCUCGAUCAUCGCGAGUCGACUCCAGCCAACGGAACCUCGCUCAACAUCACGCGCUCCCUAGCAACCAACAACACCACACAACUGAGCGAGGUCAUUUCAUCGUUUCGCCCAACAAAGCUAUUCAAGAGAGACGAUAUCAAAGACGGUCGCCCGCAGCCCCACGUGCUAUCCCUCGACUUCGACGACCCUGGCGAGCUUCUCAUGACCUCUGAAAGCGACGAGACUAUUCAAAUCUACAACGUCAAGGAAGGUCGGCAUGACAAGAGUUUACUCAGUAAGAAGUAUGGAGUCAAGCUGGCGCGCUUCACGCACACCAGCUCCAGCAUCAUCUACGCGAGUACGAAACAGAACGACCAGAUUCGGUACCUAGCGACGCACGACAACUCCUUUAUCCGAUACUUUGAGGGCCACGAACGGAGUGUCACAGAUAUUGCCAUUCACCCGGGAGCCGAUAACUUCAUCUCCUGCAGUGAAGACAAUACUGUGCGCCUUUGGAACAUCUCGACGAAGCAGUGGUGCGGUCAGCUGAUGCUCAAUUCCCCGUACCUCGCCGCGUACGAUCCCUCGGGUCAGAUUUUUGCAGUAGCCUCCCCAAGCAGCGGCAGCGUCUUGUUGUACGACUGUCGCAAUUAUGAUAAGGCGCCGUUCGCGACCUUUGAUCUCGUCGAAGUUGGACGGCAUGUAGACCCCCAAUUCAUCGUCAGGGGAUGGACGAAGCUGGAGUUCUCAAACGAUGGGAAGCAUAUCCUCGUCGGCACACGUGGCAGCGGCCACUUCCUGCUGGACGCCUUCGACGGAAGUCUGAAGGCGUAUCUGCGCAAGCCCGAGGGCGGAACCCGGCGCUUGGCUGCGGGCGAGACUGUCACCGCCGUUAACGGGAUGCCGAGGAUAGAGCAGCCGACGGUGGAGAGCAGCGGAGAGUGCUGCUUCUCCGUGGACGGCCGUUACGUUCUGAGUGGUUCCAAGAAGGACGUGCUUGUUUGGGACAUUUUGACUGCGCCGCAAAACGACACGAAGACUCUCAACCCAUCCUGGACGUUGGAGGACAAGCGGGAAGCGGCGGUGCUGGCCUUCAAUCCGCGCUACAACUUCUUUGCGACUGCCGACCAGGAAGUCCUAUUCUGGGUACCUGACCCUCAUGCUUGA
This is a messenger RNA of Colletotrichum spaethianum, 1167 nucleotides long. RefSeq names its product WD repeat-containing protein. NCBI's taxonomy places the organism in Eukaryota, Fungi, Ascomycota, Sordariomycetes, Glomerellales, Glomerellaceae. Bases 1 to 1167 code for a protein of 388 amino acids. The transcript has 3 exons. Gene Ontology annotation, cellular component: Set1C/COMPASS complex. The record is from RefSeq and is a predicted model, not a curated record. Gene Ontology annotation, molecular function: chromatin binding; protein binding.